AUGAGGAGUUUGGGAGGUAUUCGGAGCUAUGCAAAGCAUCUUCGCAUAGAUGGGGUGAAGGAUACUAUAGCCAUUGCCUCUGGCAAAGGUGGUGUGGGAAAGUCAACUUCUGCUGUUAAUUUGGCUGUUGCACUUGCGAGAAAGUGUCAGCUCAAGGUUGGUUUGCUUGAUGCCGAUGUGUAUGGACCCAGCAUUCCUACCAUGAUGAACAUCAAUACAAAGCCAGAAGUCACUCAUGAUAAGAAAAUGAUUCCAAUUGAAAAUUAUGGGAUCAAAUGUAUGUCAAUAGGGUUCCUUGUGGAUAAGGAUGCCCCAAUUGUCUGGAGAGGUCCCAUGGUAUCAAAUGCUCUUGAGAAAAUGACAAGGGGAGUUGACUGGGGUAACCUUGACAUUCUAGUGAUGGAUAUGCCUCCCGGCACUGGUGAUGUUCAGAUAGCUAUGUCUCAAAAUCUGCAAUUAUCAGGUGCACUGAUUGUUUCAACUCCUCAAGAUGUUGCAUUGAUGGAUGCCAGGAGGGGAGUAAAAAUGUUCAAUAAAGUUGAUGUUCCGAUUUUGGGAAUUGUUGAAAACAUGAGCUGCUUUAAGUGCCCACAUUGUGGCGAACCUUCAUACAUAUUUGGCAAAGGAGGGGCUCAUGGGACAGCGUCGGAAAUGGGAUUAGAUUUUUUAGGCGAGAUACCACUAGAAGUGGAGGUCAGAGAAGCUUGUGAUCAGGGGCACCCAAUAGUGUUAGCUGCCCCUGAUUCAGUAGUUUCAAGAGCGUAUGGCGAGGUAGCUGAAAAAGUUGCUCGGAAACUCAAGGAACAACGGUUCCAACCAGAGAUAAUAAUCUGA
This is a messenger RNA of Sphenostylis stenocarpa, 834 nucleotides long. The record is from the annotation of a GenBank genome assembly. Lineage: Eukaryota; Viridiplantae; Streptophyta; Magnoliopsida; Fabales; Fabaceae.